CGCUCCUCCCCUCCGGCGCUGCGGCUCUGGCGAUGAGUUUCCUGCCUUGUCGCUCCCUCCGCCCCUCCCGCUUUUAUCUCAUUCCCGUAGCCCGCGCUGCCGUUGCCGCAAAGGCUGAUGGGAAACGCCUAUUUUACCCCAACCCCGGUACGGCUGGUUAUCGGCGACACGGCGAACCCUGCCUGUGGCAUUAGAUAUUUAAUGAUAAUGCGCCACAGCGUCGCCGAGGCGUCCGGCCGGGCAACUUCCCCACGAUCCCACUCGAGGUGUCGGAAAUGUCCUGAGUUCUCGGCUGAAAACUUUCAGCACCCCUCGAUUCUGGGCCGACUCUAAAAAUAAUUCGCCCCUAAGUAGCUAGUGUAUGUCCCCUAUUAAAUCUUUUUACCUCAUUCCCAGGCUGUUUCCCAUCAUCCUUUGCGACAUGGCUGUGUCUCUACCCAAGAUGGCGCCUAUGGGGGAUGGUUAGAAGGGGUGGGGAUAAUUGUCAUCUUGUAUUAUUCCGAUUGGAGGCGUGCUGAUGUGCGAUGGGUGGAUUAUAUAGCGGUAUUUGUGAAGACAGUGGAAAAAUUGCAUUUUUUUCCAGCGGGCAUUUUAGCACGUCGGUGACGUCACUCCAGAGCCCGCCCCCCCCGUAUUUAGCUCCGCCUCCCGCCGUGGCUGCUGGAGGAGGACUGAAGGAAUGAUGGAAGAAAAUAGUAGCCUUUGUGCCCCUGAAGGAGAAAAUAAAGCUCUUUCUGCAGAAGUAGAAAGUGUGACUGAAGUGGAAAUUAAGCAUGAUGAAGGUGAUAGCCAUGCAGAGAAAACAGCAAAUUGUCCUGAUAUGUACAGAUACAUCAAAGGGGAUUUGUUUACUUCGGAGAUUUAUAAAGUAGAAAUUCAGAACCUUCCUAAAUAUAUUGGCUUUAAUGAUGUAAAGAAGUUUCUUGCAAAAUAUGGACUUAAUCCUCAUAAGAUAAAACUUUUUGGGAAGCAAACUUUUGCAUUUGUGACAUUUAAAAGUGAGGAGGAAAGGGACAAAGCUAUGAAAGUCCUUCAUGGAGUAAUGUGGAAAAGCCGCUAUUUGAGUGUUAGGCUUGCAAAGCCUAAAGCUGAUCCCAUUGUAAAAAAGAGGAAAAAAGAAGAGGAGGACAUUGAACAGAGAGAGGCAAAACGUCCAGCUUUGGCAAAAGAUAGUGAAGAGGAGCCUAUAACAAAACAGAUAGCAGACGUGGUGACUCCUUUGUGGAAUAUACCAUAUGAAGAACAGCUGACAAAGAAGAAGCAAGAGUGUGAACAAGUGCUGCAGAAACUGACAAAGGAAAUAGGAAACAACAACAAAGCUCUGUUACCCUGGCUGUUUGUGCAGAAGCAGAAAUAUAAUAAAAUCUGUUGCCCACUAGAGGGAGUGAAACCAUCACCUUUACAGACUGAAUACCGCAACAAAUGUGAAUUUUUGAUUGGGAUGGGUUUAAAUCAAGAAGAUAAAACUGUAGGUUGUCGCCUUGGCAAGAACAGAAUUAGACUGAAUGGCUUAAUAUUUUUAAACAUGUACAUUCCUGCUGUUGCCAAAAAAGUAGUGAAGGCUUUUCAAGACUACAUAAGGUCAACCCCUUACUCUGUGUACAGUCCGGAAACCUAUGAAGGCCACUGGAAGCAGCUCACUGUCCGCACCAGCAAAAAUGAUCAUAUCAUGGCAAUUGUUUAUUUUAAUCCUCAGAAAUUAAAUAAAGAAGAGCUUGUUGACUUGAGCACUUCACUGGCAAGGUAUUUUACAAAAGGAUCUGGCCAGGACAGUGGGGUAACCUCCCUUUACUUUGUAGAGGAAGGACAAAGAAAGUCACCCAAUCGUGAAGACUUACCUUUACAACAUUUGGCUGGUGAUAAGUACAUAUAUGAAGAGCUGCUUGGUCUAAAGUUUAGAAUUUCCCCCCAUGCAUUUUUCCAAGUAAAUACACAGGCUGCAGAGGUGCUAUAUAAAUCCAUUAGCGACUGGGCCCAGCUGAACAAAGAUAGCACUGUACUUGACAUCUGCUGUGGAACAGGAACAAUUGGAAUUUCACUGGCAAAGAAAGUGAAGAAAGUUGUUGGAAUCGAACUCUGUCAAGAAGCUGUAGAGGAUGCCAAAGUGAAUGCCCAAAUUAAUGAAUUGAACAACAUUGAAUUUCACUGUGGAAAGGCUGAAGACAUUGUUCCAUCUUUAAUUAAUGUAUUAGCAUCGCACAACCUGAUUACAAUUGUGGAUCCACCUCGGGCAGGACUACAUUCUAAAGUGAUUCUUGCAAUCCGAAGAGCUGAACACUUGAAGAAGCUCAUCUAUGUAUCCUGCAAUCCCAGAGCUGCCAUGAACAACUUUGUGGAUCUUUGUCGGGCCCCUUCCAAUCGUGUCAGAGGAACCCCUUUCCGUCCAGUUAAAGCAAUGGCUGUGGAUCUGUUCCCUCAGACUAUGCAUUGUGAGCUGCUUAUAUUCUUUGAAAGGGUAGAACAUUCAAAUGGAAACUCGACUGAAGCAAGCCCUGACACAUCUCAGGUUAUGAAUACAAAUUCAGCAGAUUCUACCCAGGAUGGCAGUAUUGACCCACCUGAAGAGAAAGUAGGAACUCUGUCUUCUACCUAAUGUUGUGGUAGGCUGGACAGUUGGUGUGUAUGCGUGCAUAUAUUUUAUACACUGUCAACCAUCUUCACUGAUUGAUUUCCUUCUAAAAGUCAGAAGUUACUCUUGCUUGUUUAAAAAAUGUUUGAGGCAUCAGCAGUAACCGCAUACUCAAUCUCUGUAAAACAUGCUAAUUACCAGAUUUACAAGUGCUGAAGGCUUUCAGUUAAGUAAAGUGACAGCAGCAUUUUUCAACUCCAUGAACAAAGAUUAGCUUAACUGUUAUACUUAAAGUUAUUUUUCCUUGUAGGAACUGGAUUAUUUUAUUACAGACUACUUGGACCAACACCUUCUGUUUUCACUCAUGUACACUUCCACUGAAAGCAGUGGGAUAUCUUUCAGGAGUUUAGGUCAGUCAUGCUGGUCUUAUAUUUUUGUGCGUUCAUAAAAUAGUGUUCAUGUAUGUUAGUAGGAUUCAGCAUGGAUUCCCUCCAGAUGUCAAGUGAGCGUAGGAGGUUUUAUAUGCCUAAAACUUUUGUUUGGAAAAUUAAUAUAGAAGAUGAGUGGUAAAUCGCUACUAGUGAACACACUUUAAUGCCCCUGGCAGAUAGCAGUUCUGUUGAACAAGAGACUUUUGCAUUGCACGCCAGUUUAAAUAAAUUCUGGGUUUUUUUUAAAAAAA
Molecule: messenger RNA, 3251 nt
Organism: Pelodiscus sinensis (Chinese soft-shelled turtle)
Lineage: Eukaryota; Metazoa; Chordata; Testudines; Trionychidae
Source: RefSeq, a predicted model, not a curated record